Aspergillus nomiae NRRL 13137 is the source of this 874-nucleotide messenger RNA. RefSeq names its product translation initiation complex factor eIF1A. Bases 63 to 512 code for a protein of 149 amino acids. Gene Ontology annotation, biological process: translational initiation. Gene Ontology annotation, molecular function: RNA binding; translation initiation factor activity. Gene Ontology annotation, cellular component: cytoplasm. The record is from RefSeq and is a predicted model, not a curated record. Lineage: Eukaryota; Fungi; Ascomycota; Eurotiomycetes; Eurotiales; Aspergillaceae. The transcript has 2 exons.
UUAUAUCAGUCCAUCUGAUAUUGCAUCGAGUGGAAAGUUAUCGCGGUUAGCGAAUUUCCGUCAUGCCCAAGAAUAAGGGAAAGGGCGGUAAGAACCGUCGUCGUGGAAAGAACGAGAACGACAACGAGAAGCGUGAACUCGUGUUCAAGGAAGAAGGCCAGGAGUAUGCCCAGGUUGUGAAGAUGCUUGGAAACGGCCGUCUCGAGGCGCUGUGCUUCGAUGGCGAGAAGCGUCUGGCGCACAUUCGUGGCAAGCUCAGGAAGAAGGUCUGGAUCAACCAGGGUGAUAUCAUCCUUCUCUCUCUCCGUGAUUACCAGGACGAAAAGGGCGACGUUAUCAUGAAGUACACUGCCGAUGAGGCCAGAAGUCUCAAGGCCUACGGUGAGCUGCCCGAACACGCCAAGAUCAACGAGACCGAUACCUACGGCCACGAAGGCUUCGAGGACAACGUCGAGUUCGACGAGGACCGCGAGAGCGAAGACGAGAAGGAGAUCGAUGUCGACGAGCUCUAAAAACCUUCACCCCUUUGGAUUCAGCCCUGCGAGAGCUACUGGGGAUCCUGUUCGCCAGCCCCUCUUUUCUCUUUCUCAAAGCCAAGCUAUUUCCUUUCUGGGAAACCCGACAGGCUUCCUUCUGUGAAAGGUCUUUCUUGCGUCAGGCAGGAGCUUGACGGUUGGUUUUAUCAUUAUGCCAUCUGUUUCCUGGGAAGGAGACCAGAAAGGUCUAGGGGCUGCUGCCUUCCCGCUUCGCUUGGGGACCUACCACUGCCCCAGUGCUCCUUCCAAAAGUCAGGGUAUGAAUCAUGGGUAGAAAAUUCUUGGAGUUCUACAUGAUAAUUCGAUUGGCUUUUUGGCCAAAGAUCGUUUUUAUCAUG